This is a messenger RNA of Paramormyrops kingsleyae, 1232 nucleotides long. RefSeq names its product retinol dehydrogenase 12-like. NCBI's taxonomy places the organism in Eukaryota, Metazoa, Chordata, Actinopteri, Osteoglossiformes, Mormyridae. The record is from RefSeq and is a predicted model, not a curated record.
CUCAUUUUGUGAUUGGAUGGCUCGUAGAGGGAGGUUGGUUUGUAUCAUGAAAUAGCCGGGACCGAAGUGGUCGCUGAAUUAUUCGGGGUGGGGAGCUUUAGGAGCAUCUGUGCCUGAGAUCAUGCAGUCCGUAAGGAAUCUGUUCCGUGGUCCCUGGUCCUCCCCUGUUCGGCUUGAUGGCAAAACCGUAAUUAUAACAGGGGCCAAUACAGGCAUUGGGAAGGAAACUGCGAGGGACCUCGCAAAGAGAGGUGCUCGUGUCAUCAUGGCCUGUCGAGACGUGGAGAAAGGAGAGGUGGCUAUGGAUGAGAUUAUGCAAGACUCCGGAUCUAAAGAUAUUGUUCUUAGCAAACUGGAUCUGUCUGACACCAAGUCUAUCAGGGAAUUCGCAGAAUUAAUUAAUAAAGAAGAGAAACAGGUCGACAUCCUUAUCAACAAUGCUGGAAUUAUGAUGUGUCCGUAUUCCAAGACUAUAGAUGGUUUUGAGAUGCAGUUUGGUGUCAACCACUUAGGUCACUUUCUGCUUACCUACCUUCUGAUCGAUCUGAUAAAAAAGUCUGCCCCAGCCAGAAUCAUCAAUGUGUCAUCCAUGGCUCACACGUGGGGCCCCAUCAGACUGGAUGACAUCAACCACGAGAAGAGCUAUGACUCCAAAAAGGCGUACGGACAGAGCAAGCUGGCCAACAUCCUCUGCACACGCCUUAUGGCUAAGAAAUUAGAAGGCACCGGUGUGACCACAUAUGCGCUACAUCCUGGAGUGGUGCAGUCGGAACUGUGGAGGCACCUCAGUGCUCCCGCACAGCUGGGCGUGAAGAUGAUCAAGCCCUUCACGAAGACAUCCGUGCAGGGUGCCCAGACCUCCAUUUACUGUGCUGUCGCCCCAGAGCUAGAGAAAACAACUGGAGGAUACUACAGUGACUGUGCCCCAGCAAGCUGCUCCCAAGCUGCCAGAGAUGACGAAAUGGCACAGAAACUCUGGGAACUUAGCUGCCAGAUGCUUGGAAUAACGUGGGACUGAGUGAUGGUGACUUUCUCUCUGUCCUGUUUUUCUGUUCAUGACUCACCUGAUAAGUAAAAAUUACUAGCUGAAAAAAGAUUAAACGUUGAAUUCCUUAACAGUAAUCCCUUAUUAAACUAGUUAUAAAAAUCUGAGUAUAUGUGCCAAUUCGUUGAAGAUACCUUUGCAAAAUGCAGUUUUUCCAUAAAAGUUUGGUAUAAAGUGCUCUGGUAGA